CAUACGAGAAUCGUAGCCAAAAUCUAAAAAUCGCCACGACUUGGCGUUCACUUCAUACCUCUUCUAUAGGAAACACCGGAGAAAAUCGCUCGGGCUUGAAAACAAGACCCGCCGCUCCUGAAAGGGGAAAUAUCAAACAGAUGAUUGGCCGCGUGCCCGCCCCGCUCUACUUCUGCUUCUCGCUCCCGGGUUAAACGCGUCUCCUCUGACCAAAACCAGACACACACUCCCACGCGCAAACCACAAGAGAAACAUUGCUGCUGGGACGGGACGAGACUGAUCCUGAGCUCAAAGGUGCUGCUGGUUAUUUCGAGGAAUGGGGCGAUGCUGGUGGUGUCUACAAACGUUAACGAGCACAGUUCAGGGCAAACGCCGCAACGCUGCACCGUCUGCCAGUGAGGUCACCGUGGCACAAAGCGAAGCGACCUGCGGCGGAGAUUCCUUGACAUUACGGCUGCUUUGUUCGCGUGCUGAUUGAUGCAAAGGCGCGCCGCGUCGCGUCGGUUUGGAUGAUGUUUUCUUUCUGAACGUUAUCGAUUAAAAAGUCAACGCGCGCAGGUACUGACAUUUGCACUGAUGGAUCGUGGAUAAGUUGUUAUUGAUGAACGCGGCGGGACUGUAGCACCAAGGGAGAAAACGAGAGCCUACGUUCAUAAUGACAGAUCGGGUUAAAAUCUAUAUUUAAUACAAUACAUCAAGCUCAGUCAUCACCAAAGUAUAAGAACCGUGAGGUAAAACAAUGGCUUUGGUCCUCUCUAUGAGCCCUUUUUGUGAACCUGAGGCCGAAGCCCCAACAUCAAUCUAUCAGCCGAUUUGGGAGUCCGAGCAUUGUAGCAAAAGCUGCGUCUCCACCCCCUCACCACCAGGGGGCGAGACUCAAGGGGUCGUUGAAGAGCCCCAUUAUAAACGAACCCCUCGUGUGAUGGAUCAAGUGGCCGUGUCACGUAUCUCUUAUUUCAAGAGGAAGUUUGUUGAAGAUGAAGAACCAGUAAUGAGCUUCAGAAGUUACUGUCACACUCAGGUGUCUCCGGUGCUGGAGGAACGUGCUCACGUUCUCCGUCUCUCUCUUGAGAAGCUGCGUUACAUGGAUGACCCCGAGUCCUUCUUAAGGCGCUCUGUGCUUAUCAACAACCUCCUACGACGUCUCAGAAAUGAAAUUCUCCUUCAGAGCGACUGGUGCUUUCCAGGAGGCCCUGAAGCCACUCCCUGCCCCCUGCAAACCCCAGCACCCAACACACCUCUCCCACCACCCACCUUGCAGCCGUGCGUGACGCCACCCGGUCCGUACCGCAAACGCCUGCGAAUGCUGCGUAGGGAGAGGCCGGAGUGCGUCCCCACAUGCUGCUGCCUAUUUGCAGCCGGGCGUUACCUUCAGCUCCCCCUGUCUGUGUAUGAACGGGACACAUACUCCAACUCUCAUCCUUCAUCAUCAUCAUCAUCAUCAUCACUAGUUAGAUUUCCACAGCUGUUGGAGGAGGAAGAGGACAGUGAUGAUGAAGAUGAGCUGGACUCUGCGUGUCCCGUGUUAGGACUGUGUCAAGCCGAAAACACAGAGCAGAACAGAAUGUGUGAAGGACUCAGGGAACAGAGCAACAGAACCUCAGAGAAAGAGCGGGAGAAAGGGAAAGAGAGAGACAAAGAGAGAGUUAGAGGAGGGGAAGCUACAUUAAGCGUUUCACAACGAUGGCUUUCAAACACUAUGGGUAGUGGACAUAACGCGAGGGGGAAAUAACAUUAGAUUUUUGCUGUGGAAUUGAGGGGAAAAGUAUUUUCCAACAGCUUUAAAGAUUUAUUACAGGACACAUUUUUCAGUUUUUAGGUACUACUUCUGGAUUACUUAACACAACGAUCACAAAGAACAGCAAAUAGAUAGAUAGUCUUUUGCAAAAGCCACCAUACUGUGCCUUAAAAGUUUUCAUGUUUAAUAUGUUUGUGGAAUUUCUGCAUAAUUGUGGCUAAUAAUUGUUUUAUUCACAGAGUUAGUACCAUGUGUGAAAGAUUCAAUUGUUAAAAUUUGUAAAAAAAAAAGUUUAAGUUAACUCUUUCCCCGCCAUUGACGAGUUAUCUCGUCAAUCCGCAAUGCCUCUUCCACAACUUAUAAAACCCGGAGGUAUCGCCCUAGGGCAAACAGAUGUAUGUUCGUCUAUGUUUUGAGGAUCGCUCUGCAUCUGAUCUCUAUCAAAAGUCCUUUACAAAAAUGGAAUUAUCUCAGCUUUUUGCUCAAAAUUAUAUAUUAAUAUAUAUUAAUAUUAUAGUGAUAAAAAGAGAACUUAUAAAAAUAAAAAUAGGAUGAAGCGGUUUUUUUUUUUUUUUUUGCAUUUUCUGGGAGGCAUAACAUUUUUAUGAAAAUCAUGAAAAAUGCUGCCGGGGAAGAGUUAAUUUAAAGUAUUAGCCCAUUUUCUUAAAAAAAUCUAGAUCAUUUACUCACCACCAUGUCAUCCAAUAUGUUGAUGUCUUUCUUUGUUCAGUCGGGAAGAAAUUAUGUUUUCUGAGGAAAACAUUCCAGGAUUUUUCUCAUUUUAAUGGACCCCAACACUUAACAGUUUAAAUGCAGUUUUAAUGCCAAGACCAGACCCUUUUGCCUCGUUUGGGAUCAUUUGGAGUCCUUUGAAACUGCAUUAAAACUGUUUAGUGUUGGGGUCCAUUAAAGUCCAUUAAAAUGAAAAAAAUCCUGGAAUGUUU
Paramisgurnus dabryanus is the source of this 2682-nucleotide messenger RNA. RefSeq names its product SERTA domain containing 4 (gene sertad4). Gene Ontology annotation, cellular component: nucleus. NCBI's taxonomy places the organism in Eukaryota, Metazoa, Chordata, Actinopteri, Cypriniformes, Cobitidae. The record is from RefSeq and is a predicted model, not a curated record.